Betta splendens (Siamese fighting fish) is the source of this 4114-nucleotide messenger RNA. It is a transcript of the gene map3k22, whose product is annotated as mitogen-activated protein kinase kinase kinase 22. The coding region runs from base 459 to 2303 and encodes 614 amino acids. Gene Ontology annotation, biological process: protein phosphorylation. The transcript has 18 exons. The record is from RefSeq and is a predicted model, not a curated record. Gene Ontology annotation, molecular function: protein binding; protein kinase activity; ATP binding. NCBI's taxonomy places the organism in Eukaryota, Metazoa, Chordata, Actinopteri, Anabantiformes, Osphronemidae.
GAGCUCGCGCUGCUGCUGACAUCAGAGGCGCAGCUCCACGGACCAACUCGGCUCCUCUGUCCGCCGUGUGUGCGCGGAGACGAGCGAAGCGCAGCUGGGGAAAAAAACCCAAACUUUACUCUGAGACGAAUCGGCCGCCGUGCGCGGUUUCUCGGCUUUGGAUUACGCGCUGGAGGAGGAGGAUUCUGAUGCGCGAUCGCAGCUUGUAGUUGUUAUUCCUGCGCUUCAGCUCAGAGCGCAGUUUCCGGAUUUCAGUUCACUGUUUGGUGAAGAUCUGCUCUGCAUCUUUUUGGGAUUUUUCCGUUCGGGUGUUUUGGACAACUUGCACUUCCUAAGCAGUUCAUCCCCUUAAAUCCUGCGACCGCUACUUGAUCAUGGAGUCACACAGACGAGGGUGAAGUCUCCGCUCGCACAGUGAAAUUGAGCUCCGUGCUCAAGUUCAACGGGCCCACUUCCUGAUGAUGACAGUAAACAUGGAUGACGGCCUCCAAAAUGGACCCGGGCAGCACAGGAACUUGCAAGAUGACGAAGAGGCGCUGAACUCCAUCAUGAAGGACCUGGCAGCCCUGGGUCGCUGCUACACCCAGCACAGAGCCCUGCUCUUCAAACAGGAUUUAAGAGUCAAGCUGGAGCAUGAGAGAGAAAAACGAAUCAUCCCGUUUCAGAGGCCGGUGAGGAUCAAAGAGCUGCUGCAGAAAGUGACGGAAGCUUUUGGCCAGCAGAUGGAUAUGUUCUUCAUGGAGAAAGAGAUGCUGCUGCCUCUGAAGACUCAGGAGGACCUGGAUCAGGCGGUGCUGACAGGCUCAAGCUUGGGGGCCAACGGGCUGCUCAGGAUCCUGCUCAAGACCCCCAAGAACAAUCACUACUUACAGGUGAACAGCAGGGACAAACAGAGUGAAAUGAAGUCAUCGCGGUCGCUGGGGGAUUUGAAGGGAUCUCUGCUCAAGGGCUCGGAGCGUGUGCGCAAACACUCCACAGGGUCCCUCCACACGGGCCGGACGUCCCCGCCCCCCGGCAGCGUCCCCGAGGAGCAGCAGCAGAUCGCUCGCCAGGGCUCCUACACCAGCAUUCACAGCGAAGGCGAGUUCAUCCCCGAGACCCUGGACCAGAACAUGCUGGAUCCCUUCGCGAGCUCGGACAAUUCCCUGUCAAACAGCUGUCAGUCAAUAGACCAAGCGCUGGACAGCCCUCCUUUCUCACAGAACAACCGCGACAAUAAUUACCUGAACCUCAACUACGAAUACAAAGGUCGCCACGGGAAAGGAGGGACUUUCCCCCGUCAGUUCCAGUUGCCUAAUCGCAGCAAGGAUUAUGGAGACCGUCGCAGGACGCUUCCACGGAGCUUCAUGCCACAGGAGAACCUGUUCCAGCUGGUUCCCUCCAGCCGCACGCGCAGCUACAACGGCGACAGCACGCUGCAGUACAGCGACCUGCGCUCCCUGGGCCGCACGGCCGACAAGAGCUGCCAGCGCGGCACCUGCAAGUCUCCGCGGGCGCCAGUCAACUGGCGACAGGGGAAGCUCCUGGGACGCGGGGCGUUCGGGGAGGUCUACCUCUGCUACGACGCCGACACGGGCCGCGAGCUGGCCGCCAAGCAGGUGCCGUUCGACCCCGACUGCCAGGAGACCAGCAAGGAGGUGAACGCUCUGGAGUGCGAGAUUCAGCUGCUGAAGAAUCUGCGUCACGAAAGGAUCGUGCAGUACUACGGUUGUCUGCGGGACCUCGAGCAGAGAAAACUCACCAUCUUUGUGGAGUUCAUGCCUGGGGGCUCUAUAAAGGACCAGCUUAAAUCCUAUGGUGCCCUAACUGAGAAGGUGACAAGGAGAUACACCAGACAGAUCCUCCAAGGAGUCUCCUACCUGCACAGCAACAUGAUUGUACACAGAGACAUCAAAGGUGCUAACAUCCUGCGGGAUUCCUCGGGGAAUGUGAAGCUGGGAGACUUUGGAGCCAGUAAACGUAUCCAGACCAUCUGCAUGUCUGGUACAGGGAUCAAGUCUGUCACUGGCACCCCCUACUGGAUGAGCCCAGAAGUCAUCAAUGGGGAGGGGUACGGCCGGAAAGCUGAUGUAUGGAGUGUCGCCUGCACUGUUGUGGAGAUGCUGACCCAGAAGCCUCCUUGGGCCGAGUACGAGGCCAUGGCAGCCAUUUUUAAAAUCGCCACGCAGCCGACGAAGCCCUUGCUUCCCGAGAGCGUGUCCGACACGUGCAGGGACUUCCUGCGUCUGGUAUUCGUGGAGGAGAAGUGGCGUCCCACCGCAGACGGCCUGCUCAGCCACCCGUUCGUCCAGGGCAGUUUCUGAGGCCCGCGGACCCCCCCUUCCCUCCCCUGCCCUGCGAGGCCUCCACGGCCCAGGUGCCUCCCCUCCACUCCGGCCCGCCCCGUCCCCAGGGCCCCCCUCCGUCAACCAGGGUCCCGGGCCCGCCACCAAUCCGCCUUCCUGCCCUGUCAUCGAUCACCAGUGUUUGCCUUGUGAGGGCCCCUGCAUUUCUCACCAACCCGCUCAACCAGGAUUAUUCACCGAGAGGCCAGGCUGACUGCUGUCAGAGCCCCAGGGUGCCCCGCGGAGCCGCAGCGAGGCUCCUCGGGAGAAGACUGACGAGAGAGCACUUAGCAGUCUCACUGGACGUGGACCGAGAGCAGGAAAAGUGAGCCGCGACAGGGAGAGAAGUGAUGCCUGCAGCUUUCUGGGUCUUUACUCACACCUACUGCCACAGAACAGUGUCAUGACACUGCUGCAUACAUGACAGUACUGUAGGUUACUCAUCAGCCAAGUGAGCUGCGAGUGAGAUGGUCAGAUAUUUUUAUAUGACACAUAUAAAGUCAUGCUAGCAGAUGUUUUCUGUUUGUAUUGUCACCCAAGACAAAUGUAAAUGUAUUUUCAUCAACGCCUUACAAUAAGACUUUGUAAGUAAGAAUGUCAUUUUUUUUAACAUCUGCCCUGUUUUCAAAGCACUCACAAGCCCAUUUUGAAGGACUGUCAACAUUGCACUUUUUAUAUCAUGCAGUGAAACAUGCAGGAUAAUCAACCGAGGAGAUAUUUUUCUAUCUGAUGCAUUUUUAUAGACUUUCAUAAUGAAAAUGGUGUCGUUCGUUCAAGCGUGAAGAGGAGAAGAACCAAACUUUUGCAUUGGUGUGCAAUGUCUAUUAAGCAAUACCAACACUGCUGUUAGAGUCUGUGCCAUCUAUUCCAGCUUCCUAGACAGUCAGCCUUGUUCCCUUCACAUGUGGCCAAAGAGAAGUUGCACAGACGGAUGAUUUGGUGGUUAUGAGGCUGCGUGGAUGAGCAGACUUAGUCACGUUGGUUGGUUUGUCACCUCAGAGCCCUUUUAGCCUUUUGUGUUAUGGCAGCUUUGUGCACAAACGUUCUACACAAACCAAACCGUAUAUAUUGACGUUGCAUUAAGAUUGUGGUAACACUUCAUGAUAUUAGAGUGAAGGGAAGUUUCUGGUCACCCCAUGCCUUUACUUUCGCUGUCCACUCUAUAGGAACCAACCACCCAGUAACCACGUGACAGCACGCCUUGCUUUGUGUAAUGUCAUGAGAUGUGUAUGUGUCACCAAAAAGUGUCGAGUUGGUCAGACGGACAUCAAUGCUGUAUGAGGGGGGAGAUGAAACUUGAUCCGGGGACUGAUCGUUCCCACCUUCUACGCGGUAGCUGUAAAUCAGUGGCACUUAAAGAAUGAUGAUCAAAUAUUUUUGGACCCUCGUCAGUGCCUUACCUGAAUUUGUAUGUAAUCACAAAUGUUCACUGCCAAAGUGGGAAGCUUGUUGAUAAGGUGAGCAGCCGUUCAGUAGAGAGCACACACGACAUGUGUGGGUUUUUUUAUAGAAAAAAAGAUUAUACUGUAAAUACAUAUUGUUCUGCACUUUUGUAUGACAUUUCUUUUGCAUUAUAUACAAAAUGAUUUGAUGAAAUAACUACGUUCUACAGUAGAUUGUACUGUGAUUUAGACGGGCGCACGAGCGAUGGUCUCUGAGAGCUGGUAUGAAAAGGCAGCAGGCUUUCGAUUGGGACAGUUUUGUCUUUAUGACAAAGUCUAGAAAUAUGAACUGUAUUAAGUCGUUGAUCUUUUGUACAUUUAACUUAAUAAAUCAAAGGUCUAAGACUA